AUGAGAGCGAGGGCCUGGCACCCCUUCAUUCUCGGUACCGGCAUGGGGAGGAGUCCACGGCUGACGAGCUCCAGAACCGCAAGAGCAGCGCGCACGAGGCAGUUCGCUACUGUUGCGGGCCCUGUGCUGCGCGUCGAUGGCUCCAUCGCGCCGGAGCGCCUCCUGGCAGAGCUUAGUCCGGUGACGAAGGGCUUUCUUCAAGCCGCCACGCUCCGGACGGUGGGCCAGGCUGGGCUUGCGACGACGCUUCAGAUUCUGGCGCAGCUCCGGCAGAGAAGGCAAGCUGCCCUGUUCAGUCUGGAGUAUGGAGAGCCGGAGCCCCUGACUGGACGCAGCGCUGAAACCAGAGGAGAAGGUCAUAACGACGUGGCAAAGGUCUUCAUGGUUUCACUGCUGCCCUCUGCCAAGUGGCCGUUGCCGGAGCAGCGACACUUGCACUCCGAGCUGACAGUGACUGAGAAGAGCUCAGUCAAGUCUUUGGCCAUGGCCUUGGCUGCGCGUGUGGCGCAGCUGCCAUCGGACAAGCAGGCUGUCGCGCUCAGUGUCGACCUGCGCAUCCAUCAAACAGUUAGAUGGCACAGACUGCUUAAAGCAGCCUAUGCCGUUGCCACAGCUCACGAGUGGUAUGCGCAGGCUCCUGUGGUCCCAUCAUUGCGUUGGUGCCACAACCCAACACGCCUCAUGAACGCUCAUGCUGCGCCCACAUUUGCAAUUUCAUUCCGGCUGCUUUCAGGACACUCACUUCCGACAAACUCCCUGUCGCCAUGGCAUCCUAGCAUGAGCUCCUAUCGCUUCGCCAAUCUUCUGGGCACGACCUACAAGGGCGGAGGAAUCCAGUUCGCUCCUGACGGAAAUGUCUUGCUCAGCCCCGUUGGAAAUCGCAUCAGCGGCGUGGAUCUGGUGCAGGGUCGAUCGGUGACUCUGGCGCCCGAGAAUCGGGAGGACGUCGCGGUGCUGGCACUGACGGAGGAUGCCCGACUCCUCCUUUCCGUCGACCUACACGGCCAUGCCUUGCUGAUCAACUUCGUUCGGUGCAGUAUCCUAACGAGGAUCAAUUUCAAGGCCCGCGUGCAAAGUGCCAAGUGGAGUCCAGAUGCCCGGUGGCUCAUCGUAAGCCAUGGGCGGAAAAUCCAGCUCUGGAGGACUCCGACGGUGGAGCUUGGUUGGCAAUUUGUGAAAGAGCGUGUCUCCGCCGGGCACCACGAUGAUGUGGUUGACUUGUCCUGGAGCUCCGACUCCCACUUCUUCGCCUCCUGUUCGAAGGACGGUACCGUGCGGCUGUCAGCCGCACGCCGGCAGGAAGGGUUUCAACCUAUGGCGCUGCUCGAACACCGAAGCCCGGUCAGAGCGGCUUUCUUCUCCAAUGACAUGCAGCAUAUUUUCAGCAUGUCCCGCGAGGGUGUGCUGGUUUCAGCCAAGUACACGCUCAAAGAGGGUGUUCUCAACGAUGAGGAGCACAGAGGGAAGCUCUUGUAUUGCCAGCCCGGCACAUGGGCUGUGGAGUCGAAAGCUUAUUGUCAGCAGCCCGUGAGUAACAAGGUGAUGCGAUGUGCCUAUGACGGCAAGGCACAGCUUAUGGCUGUUGGCUUCAGUGCCGGUGUUUUGAUGCUCUUCGAGAUGCCAGCGCUUCAGGCGUUGCAAACCCUGAGUCUCGGCCAAGAGCCCCUGGAUGCAGUGGCACUGGGGGCCAACGGAGACUGGCUGGCCGUGGGUAGCUCAGGCACAGGGCAGCUGCUGGUAUGGGAAUGGCGCUCAGAGACCUAUGUCCUGAAGCAGCAAGGCCACCACUACGGGGUCCGCUCUGUGGCCUUCUCCCCGGGCUCGGUAUCCAUGAAGCGCGGGAAAGCCCUGGCGUCGGCAGACGCUCGGCCCGAGGAUCGAAGCAGUGCCAUUGGCGGUCGGCUCCUGGCUACGGGUGGCUACGACGGCAAGGUGAAGCUCUUCAACGCGCAGAGUGGGCUUUGCUUCGUCACCUUCGCAGAACAUACAGCCCCGGUCAAUGCCCUUUGUUUCACCCCCCAGGGCAAUGCGGUGCUAAGCGCAAGCCGUGAUGGCUCUGUUCGUGCCUUCGACCUUCUUCGCUACCGCAACUUUCGCACUUUCGCAAGCCCAGAUGGCCUCUGUCAGUUUUCCAGUGUGGCCGUGGAUUCUGGUGGCGAGAUCGUGGCAGCUAGUAGCACAGGAGGUAAGUAUGCCGUCUACGUGUGGUCCAUCCAGACAGGGAACAUCUUGGAGGUUCUCACCGGCCACACGUCGCAUGUAGAGGCGUUGCACUUCUCCCCCUCCGCCGCCCAUCCUGGACAGCUAGUCAGUGCAAGCUGGGAUGGAACGCUGAACGUUUGGGACCUCUAUGCUGGAACGAAGGGUGGGUCAGCAGAAGCUCUGCAGUGCUCUUCCAGCGUCGUGGCGGUGAGCUUCGAUCCGCGAGGGAACGACCUUUGUGCCGCAGCGUGCCUUUCAGGACAAGUCUUAUUCUGGAAUGUUGUCACCGCACAGAACAUUGGAUCUAUCGAUGGCAUACGAGACAUUCAGAGCGCCAGGCACUGGCAGGACAUGUUUUCUGCCGUCAAUGAGCGUGGCCUAAAACCAGGCGCUGGCAUGAAGAAACGCCGUCCCACCGAUGGCGUCAACCUCAACCAGAACUUCAACUCCAUUGCGUAUGCCCGUAGCGGCGAGCUGCUGCUGUGCUCAUCGCGAAACUCUCCCUUCGUCUCCCUCUAU
Messenger RNA from Symbiodinium necroappetens, 2721 nucleotides. NCBI's taxonomy places the organism in Eukaryota, Dinophyceae, Suessiales, Symbiodiniaceae. The record is from the annotation of a GenBank genome assembly.